Messenger RNA from Triplophysa dalaica, 1982 nucleotides. RefSeq names its product basigin (gene bsg). NCBI's taxonomy places the organism in Eukaryota, Metazoa, Chordata, Actinopteri, Cypriniformes, Nemacheilidae. Gene Ontology annotation, cellular component: cell-cell junction. Gene Ontology annotation, biological process: cell-cell adhesion. Gene Ontology annotation, molecular function: cell adhesion molecule binding. Bases 135 to 980 code for a protein of 281 amino acids. The record is from RefSeq and is a predicted model, not a curated record. The transcript is spliced from 8 exons.
CGCGUACGUGCGCGUUCUCGUGUGCGCUUUGGAACAAGUGAAGGACGACGAGGCUUCAUCGUGGGCUUCGGGUCGUAACUACCUCUGUAAACAGACCUAACAUUACACUGUUACAUAGUUUAAAAUAAGCCGCCAUGACAAGGAGUGGAAGCGUGUGGCUGUUCGGCGGUAUUAUUGCCGUUCUGUCGUGUUUUUUCCAAGCCGAUGCACGGACAGAUGCACUCAUUAUGACUGAACCAUCUGAGGUCAAUAACAAGACCUCUGCCACUCUCAGCUGCAACCUUACCAACCCCUCUUCUGAAAUCAAAGGCCACUAUUGGACUAGGAAUGGCAAGGUCAUUGAUGCCUCCAAGUCGGACAUUAAAGUUCCCUACACUGAAUACCAAAUUGGUAAGAUUGACUACCAUCAUUCUGGGAUAUAUGCAUGCGUCUUCCAAACGGAACCUCAGGUCAAUGCCACCAUUGAGGUUAAAGCUGCCCCUCAUGUUGCAGCAUACAAACACUCUGAAUACGGAAAUGAGAAUGACAGGGCUGUUCUAGUAUGUGUGGGCAGCGGUUACCCACUGCCUACUGAUUGGAGCUGGUACAAGGUUUCUGAAGAUGGAAAUUCUAAGGCUGCCAUCUCCAAUGGCACAGACGAUAAGUAUGAAAUCAAGAACACCCCCAACAAGACCACUCUGUACAUUAAUAACCUGGAUAUAAGCGGCGACAUGGGCAAAUACCUAUGCCUCGGCAUAAAUGAUCAGGGAUCAGCAGAGGAUGAGAUCCUGUUGCGCGUGCGCAGCCGUCUGGCUGCCCUUUGGCCCUUCCUCGGCAUCGUCGCCGAGGUAAUAAUCCUCGUCACCAUCAUCUUCAUCUACGAGAAGAGGAGAAAGCCUGACGACAUCGCCGACGAUGAGGACUCAGGAUCUGCCCCACUGAAGAGCAACUCUGCCACGAACCACAAAGACAAAAAUGUCCGUCAAAGAAACUCCAACUAAGAUGUAUCCUGAUGACUACUGCCGAAGCGUUGAGUAGCACAUUAUAGUGCGAAUCCCCUGCGAAUCCUUUUGCUCGAGUGUUAAUGUCUUGAUAUUAAGUGGUCUCCUUUUAUUAUCGGUGUUUGUGCUGCCAGCUGAUGUUUAUAAAGUGGUUUUGGGCGAGGGGAUAAGUGCAUGAUCGUAUUCUCGAUAUAGAUGUGUGUGUUUAGCGAAAAUCCCUUGUUGUGGGAAUAAACAGAUUCGAUUUUAUCGUCUUGGGUUCUUUCACCAAUCAUAGUGCACAGAAGUUUCUUAAAACACCAAGCCUAGUACGACGAUUGUUCAGCGACAUGGUAAUUCUAGAUAUAUUGCUUAGGCUAAAUGUGGUUGGAGGUUUUAUUGGCAGGAGCUUUAUAAUUUUUUUUGUGAGACUUAAUGUUCAUGCUCAUUUUUAUCAUCAUAAUCUUUUAGCUGCUUGGUUAACUGUUUUAUUCCUACACAUAAUUGCACUGUUCCAGUUAUUUUGGUGAAACACUAUUUAAUAUCAUAGUUUUGUUUGACUGAGAACUUUCCAUUUAGCAAGACUAACAAUGUGUAUUUUCCACCCGUUCUGACUCUAAUUUACUGAUUUUUUUUUUUCCCUCAUCGUCACACUAACCCUAAAGGACCAAGUGCUGAGGUGUUUCCUUGGCUACUCGGAUAAUUAACUCUAUAUAUUGUUAGCCUAAUUUUUAAAUGUAACACUGAAGAGAAUGACACGAUGAUUCUAUAUUUAGAUGAAGUCUGUGGAAGUGAUGUGAAGGCUUCUUUUUUGUUUUAUGAUACUCUGAUAGAGACUGUUCAGAAGUCAUCCUAAAUACAUUGUGAUGUAUAGUGUCUGGAUGUGUGCUUUUCCAAGAGAUGCUCAAAGACCUUGUUAGAAGUGUAUAAAUUAUUUUGCCUUGGUGUCAUAGGAAAUCUAAUACACUGUAAUCAACUGUAAUGACUUCAACAGUUUAAAUAAACCUAUUUGAUUUUAAAAAA